This is a messenger RNA of Arabidopsis thaliana (thale cress), 2618 nucleotides long. It is a transcript of the gene MPK19, whose product is annotated as MAP kinase 19. Lineage: Eukaryota; Viridiplantae; Streptophyta; Magnoliopsida; Brassicales; Brassicaceae. The transcript has 8 exons. The record is from RefSeq and is marked reviewed. Gene Ontology annotation, molecular function: protein serine kinase activity; MAP kinase activity; ATP binding. Gene Ontology annotation, biological process: signal transduction; MAPK cascade. The coding region runs from base 457 to 1734 and encodes 425 amino acids.
UUUUUUUUUUGAAGAAACAACAAAAUUAGAAUACACGGAAAUUAAAAAGAAAUCACAUUGCUUAUAAAAACAUUUCUCAUCUUCAGAUUUUUAUUUUCCUAUCCGUCUUUUCUCCGAUCGCUGGAUCUUGAAGAUCUCUAGAUUUUCUCAUCUCUCUCUGUUCACGGACUCUGUGUAGAUAGAGUUCGUCUGUUUUUCGGAGUUCUUGUGAGAAUCUAGGGUUUUUUUCUUAAAUCUCGAUCGGGUUUUGGUUUCUGUGAUUUUUUUUUAAAAUUUGUGAUUCGAAGAAUUGCCAUUUUCUUUGAUUAGUCAUAUUUUUUAAUUGCGAUCUCUACAUAGAGAUCAUCGAGGGGUUUUUAAAUUGAAUUUUUUGAAAUUGACGAAGACGAUAGAGUUGUUGAGCGGUAUUGAUCUUUUGGUGUGAAGACGAUAGAGUUUAAAUUUGAUUUGAAGAGGAUGCAAAAAACUCAGGAGAAGAAGAACAUGAAAGAGAUGGAGUUUUUCACUGAGUAUGGUGAUGCUAAUCGUUAUCGGAUUCUUGAAGUUAUUGGGAAAGGAAGCUAUGGAGUUGUAUGUGCAGCUAUUGAUACACAAACAGGAGAGAAAGUUGCUAUUAAGAAGAUUAAUGAUGUUUUUGAGCAUGUCUCUGAUGCUCUUCGUAUUCUCCGUGAGGUUAAGCUUCUACGGCUUCUUAGGCACCCUGAUAUAGUUGAAAUCAAAAGUAUCAUGCUUCCGCCUUCUAAGAGGGAGUUUAAAGAUAUAUAUGUUGUUUUUGAGCUCAUGGAAUCAGAUCUUCAUCAAGUCAUCAAAGCUAAUGAUGAUUUGACUCGUGAGCAUCACCAGUUUUUUCUUUAUCAGAUGCUUCGUGCUUUGAAGUAUAUGCAUACAGCUAAUGUUUACCAUCGUGAUCUUAAACCCAAGAACAUACUGGCAAAUGCAAACUGCAAGUUGAAAGUCUGUGACUUUGGACUUGCAAGAGUGUCGUUUAAUGAUACACCUACGACAGUCUUUUGGACGGAUUAUGUUGCCACAAGAUGGUACAGGGCACCUGAGCUCUGUGGAUCAUUCUGUUCUAAGUAUACUCCAGCAAUUGACAUUUGGAGCAUUGGCUGCAUCUUCGCUGAGGUAUUAACAGGGAAGCCUUUGUUUCCAGGAAAAAGUGUUGUCCAUCAGUUAGACUUGAUUACCGAUCUUCUUGGCACACCAAAAUCAGAGACCAUUGCUGGGGUGCGAAAUGAAAAGGCUAGAAAAUAUUUGAACGAAAUGAGGAAGAAAAAUCUUGUCCCCUUUUCGCAAAAGUUUCCUAACGCAGAUCCUUUAGCAUUGCGUCUUCUGCAAAGACUGUUGGCUUUUGAUCCAAAGGAUAGGCCGACUGCUGCAGAGGCGCUGGCUGAUCCUUAUUUUAAGUGCCUUGCUAAGGUUGAAAGAGAACCCUCUUGUCAGCCGAUUUCGAAGAUGGAAUUUGAGUUUGAAAGAAGAAGGUUGACAAAGGAUGACAUUAGAGAACUAAUAUACAGGGAGAUACUGGAAUACCAUCCACAGCUGCUCAAGGAUUAUAUGAACUCUGAAGGCUCAAGUUUUCUAUAUCCUAGUGCCAUCGGUCAUUUGAGGAAACAAUUUGCGUACCUAGAGGAAAAUAGUGGCAAAAGUGGGCCAGUCAUACCUCCAGACAGGAAGCAUGCUUCACUUCCACGGUAUGUUUUCUCAUCCAUUCAUACCAUACAUCUCUGUUGAUUCAGUAUGACACUUGUGAUUAAUAUUUACCUCUUCAUCUUCGUAGAUCUGCAGUUCAUUCCAGUGCAGUAAACUCCAACGCUCAACCCAGUUUAAACGCAUCAGACAGUCGACGUGUUUCUAUCGAACCUUCAAGAAAUGGAGUGGUUCCAUCAACUUCAGCAUAUUCAACUAAACCUUUAGGGCCUCCACCAAGAGUACCAUCAGGUAAUUCCCGAAUUAUUAUCUAUGAAUGUAAUUGACUUUUUCUCUGGGGAUGAAAAUUUGUAGCAAUCUCCCAUCACAGUUAAAAUCAUAAAUAGAUGCACAGUAUUGUUCUCAAAGUCAAUCGCCUUCCUUAUGUCUAACAGGUAAACCAGGCCGUGUUGUGGAAUCAUCUGUAACUUAUGAAAAUGACAGAAACCUCAAAGAGUCGUCCUAUGAUGCAAGGACAUCAUAUUACAGAAGCACAGUACUCCCUCCACAGACCGUAUCUCCUAACUGUUACUUCCUUCCAAACACCAUGAAUCAAGAGAAGCGCAGUGGUACAGAAGCUGCAUCUCAGCCAAAACCGCAGUUUGUCCCCACCCAAUGCAACUCUGCCAAACCAGCUGAGCUGAACCCAAACCCUUAUGUCCAAUCACAACACAAGGUGGGUAUUGAUGCUAAGCUGUUGCAUGCACAAUCCCAAUAUGGUCCUGCUGGAGCCGCCGCGGUUGCAGUAGCAGCACACCGGAACAUUGGAGCUGUUGGGUAUGGCAUGUCUUAGAAUUUAGCACAUUGGCGCUGUUGGCUAUUGCCAGAAACUCCUCUUGUUAUAGUCGUUAUGUAAUGUAAGUAUUAUUCGAUCAGGCCUGAUUUGAACACAUUUGAGAUUGUAAUAAAAAUGGUUCAGUUUUAACCCC